CACACGCACACGCACACAGACAAACCCAAGCCCUUCGUCUGCUCGGUUUGCGGGAAGGGUUUCGGCAAAGCUGCCUCGUUACGGGCCCAUCAGGCCAUUCACACCGGACAGAAGUCCUUCCACUGCGACCACUGUCCUCGGACCUACAACCGUUUGGACAACCUGAGGAGACACCAGAGAGGCCACAUACUGGACAAGGCCUUAAUCUGCACGGAUUGUGGACACCGGUUCCCUGACCCCGACUCUCUCCGCUCCCACCGCCAACUGCACGCCUCCCGGCACGGGUACACGUGUCACGUGUGCGGGGACAGCUUCCCGGGGUCCCCCGAGCUGGCUGGACACGCGUGUCAUGUGGGCGCGCGAGACCCCGAGGUUCGGACCGAGCAGGAAACUGGUCAGAACGACGACGACGGCAAGAAGAAGAAGAAGGAAUUGGAUGAUCAAGUCAAUCGGGGAUUGAACCCCAAUAUCAACAACGUUGGGGUUCACUCCCACAGUCCUGACCCCGACCCCAACCCCAAUAUCCCAGUGUUCAACCUCGGACUUCACCCCAACUCUGACCCCAAAGUUCACAUUAAUCCCAACGCUGACUCCGACCCCAACAAUUCGGGCUUUAACCCCCACCCCACCCUCAACCCCAACCUGAACCCUGACCCCACCCCAGUCCUCGACCCCCCAGACCCCGGUCUUGACCCCGACGACCCCAAUCCGGACGGGCACCAAGUGAUUCAUGUGGAGACGCGGUUCGAAUGUUCCUUGUGUCGAGCUGUGUUCCUCGAAGCAUCUGAGCUUCAGUCUCAUCGUCUGGGGGUCCACACGGCCAGAGCCACAGCCCCUCCCCACCCCCCUCACCGCUGGGGCAAGCGAGUCAACCACCAGCCCCCUCCCUCUCGCUCCGCCUCUCGUUCCACCUCUCGUUCGUCCUCCAAACCCUUCCGAUGCCCUUUCUGCUCCCGAGUGUUUGUGGAGGCCAUUGGCUUACGGUCCCACCACUGUCUGGGGGCUGGGGGUGGGCAGCCCUAUCGCUGGGGAGUCAGAGGACAAACCCAGAGCCGCAGGAAACCCCCCACCCCCUCGCAGGCCCUCCCCACCCCCUCGCUCAGGUCCUUCAAGUGCGACGUCUGCCCAAAAAUCUACAACCGUCUGGACAACCUGCGUAGACAUCAACGCAGUCACUCGAGCCCACAUCAGGGAGGAGGGGAACCGGGGGCUUCUCUACCCGUCCCUGAGGAUCAGGAGGUGGCGGAGGGGCCUUGGGGGGUUCAAGAGAAGGGGGUGGAGGCUGAGGAGCUGCCCGUUGACCCCCAACCGGGCCAGGAAGGUGCUCUGAGAUGCGAGGACUGUCAGGAGGUUUUUGUUGACCUUUUCUCGCUCCGAACCCACCAGCUGAUCCACACCUGGGAGCAGAGCUUCCAGUGCCAGGUCUGUCGGGAAACUUUCCAGGAUUCGGGGUCACUGACCGAACACGAGUUGAGCCACGCUGCGUCCGUCACCAAGACCGAGCUGCCCCCCUCCUCGCCUCCCCCCAAGCUCCAGGUGCCCCACGUGUCCGAGACCCUCUGCAAGUGUCCCGUUUGCGGAGACACCUUUCCCAGUUCCUCGUCGCUGGAGAACCAUCAGCUGAUCCACAGUUGGGAACGUCCCUUCAAGUGCGACGUGUGCGACGACCGGUUUGAAGACUCCUCGUCGCUGACCGACCACCAGCUCUCGCACUCCUCGUCCCUGACCGACCACCAGCUCUCGCACUCCUCGUCCCUGGCCGACCGCCAGCUCUCGGGCUCCUCUACGGAGAAUGGCUGUCCCAUUUGUGGAGAGACUUUCCCCAGUUCCUCGUCGCUGGAGGACCAUCAGCUGAUCCACAGUUGGGAACGUCCCUUCAAAUGCGACGUGUGCGAGGACCGGUUUGAAGACUCCUCGUCUCUGACCGACCACCAGCUCUCGCACGUCUCGGCGGAGAGUCUGGGCUUCAACUGCACGGCCUGUGGAGACACCUUUCCCAGUUCCUCGUCGCUGGAGCAGCACCGCUCGUCGCACGUGUGGCAGGGAGACUUCGCGUGCGACCUCUGCGACGAGACCUUCUCCGAGCCGGCCUCCUUGCGCGUCCACCGCGUGUGUCACGGGUGGGAGAGGGAGCCCUUCUCCGGGGCCGAGGAGGAGUCACAGACACACGUGCCCAGACGUUGUCCGACCUCAGACAAGCCGUUCAGCUGCUCCGUGUGCGACAAGGGCUUCAGCCAAGUGUCCGCCCUUCGCGCCCAUCAAACCAUCCACACGGGGAACAAACCCCAUCACUGCUCCGUGUGCGGACGCACAUACAACCGGCUCGACAACCUCCGACGCCAUCAAUAUUCCCACCUCAAAACCCCGGCGUGACCACAAGUCACGGCAUCGCCUCGUUAUCAUUCUCUCUCUCGCUGACACGUCACCGUGACCGGCCGCGUGUCCUGACGCGCGCACACGGACACCCGUGACCGGCCGCGUGUCCUGACGCGCGCACACGGAAACCCGUGACCGGCCGCGUGUCCUGACGCGCGCACACGGACACCCGUCACCGUGACCGGCCGCGUGU
Messenger RNA from Callorhinchus milii (elephant shark), 2569 nucleotides. Its product is annotated as zinc finger protein 91-like. The transcript has a single exon. Lineage: Eukaryota; Metazoa; Chordata; Chondrichthyes; Chimaeriformes; Callorhinchidae. The annotation marks the transcript as partial. The record is from RefSeq and is a predicted model, not a curated record.